Messenger RNA from Cyphellophora attinorum, 357 nucleotides. RefSeq lists its product as uncharacterized. The transcript has 2 exons. The record is from RefSeq and is a predicted model, not a curated record. NCBI's taxonomy places the organism in Eukaryota, Fungi, Ascomycota, Eurotiomycetes, Chaetothyriales, Cyphellophoraceae. The coding region runs from base 1 to 357 and encodes 118 amino acids.
AUGUCAUCCGCCUCCAUCAACGAAUCUCGCUCCGCCUCGGAAGCCAAAGUCUCGUCGUGGGGCUUCAACCACGUCUUCACCUGGACUGAUCGACCCAACGCACACUACCCACCACACUCCCAUUUAGGCCUCACCACGCACUUGAUUCGUCGAGGCUCACUCACAAUCACGUACCCAGACGACGAGAAGCCAACGAAGGAGACGUUUGGUGUUGGUGCACGGCUUGAUGUCGCGGCGGGGAGGAGGCAUGAGGUGUGGGUUGGGAAGGAGGGGUUUAGUCAGAGGCAUUACGAGUUCGGGGAGGGGAUUGACGGGCGUACAUUGCGAGGGCAAGCGACUGCCGAGACGAAAAUGUGA